Lycium ferocissimum is the source of this 1843-nucleotide messenger RNA. RefSeq names its product nicotianamine aminotransferase 1-like. Bases 527 to 1321 code for a protein of 264 amino acids. The transcript has 7 exons. Gene Ontology annotation, biological process: amino acid metabolic process; biosynthetic process. Lineage: Eukaryota; Viridiplantae; Streptophyta; Magnoliopsida; Solanales; Solanaceae. Gene Ontology annotation, molecular function: pyridoxal phosphate binding; transaminase activity. The record is from RefSeq and is a predicted model, not a curated record.
CUCAAAAGCCAAUCACAAAUAUCUUCAGCUCAAAAUCAUACUACAAAGUAGUAAAGUGGAUAUGGAAAUUUGCUCAACAAAAUCAAGAUGGAAUUUUGAAGGAAAAGAAGAAGCAAAGAAAGCAUCAGCUUCUACAAUAAGAAGCUAGCUAAACACCUUAAAUGAAAACAUCAACAAAAAUGAUACAAGAAAUGUAAUCCCUCUUAGCCAUGGUGAUCCUAGUGGAUUCCCUAAUUUUAGAACAACUAAAGUAUCAGAGGAUGCUCUAAUUGAUUCACUUCAAUCUGGUAAAUACAACGGCUAUACCCAAAAAUCUGAUCUUCUUCAAGCCUCUAGGUCAAUUGCAGAAUAUCUAUCUCGCGACUAUCCAUACGAAUUGUCACCAAAUGAUGUUCAUGUCACAGCUGGGGCAAAGCAAGCAAUAGAUGUCCUAAUUACAGCUCUUGCUGUACCUGGUGCUAAUAUUUUGCUUCCUAGACCAGGGUAUCCAGCGUAUGAAGCACUUGCUACGUAUAACCGUCUCGAAAUGAGGCACUAUGAUCUUCUCCCUGAGCAGGAUUGGGAGGUUGACAUCGAUGGGCUUGAAGCCCUAGCAGAUGAUAGAACUGUUGCCAUGGUUGUUAUAAACCCUGGUAACCCAUGUGGGAAUGUGUACAAGCGAGAACAUUUGAAGAAGAUUGCAGAGGCUGCAAGGAAGCUUGGAAUGCUAGUGAUAUCAAAUAAAGCCUAUGGUCAUCUAGUGUUUGGUAGUAAUCCAUUUGUGCCAAUGGGAGUCUUUGGAGAAAUUGCUCCUAUUCUGACAAUUGGCUCAAUAUCAAAGAGAUGGAUGGUUCCUUGUUGGCGAUUUGGCUGGAUCGUGAUAUGUGAUCCCAACGGCAUCCUUCAAAAACAUGGGGUUGUGGAGUCUAUCAAGAACUACCUCAACAUCGGUGUUGUACCUCCUACGCUCACUCUGGGUGCUAUUACUCGUAUUCUUGUUGAAACACCUGAAGAUUUCUACUCUAAUACCAUAAACCUACUGAGAAAAGCAGCAGACACUUGCUAUGCUGGUCUAAGGGAGAUACCGUGCUUUACUCCAUACAAGCCUCAAGGAUCCAUGUUUCUUAUGGCAAAACUAAACAUGUCACUUAUGGAAGGCAUCAACAAUGAUUUGGAAUUCUGCACCAGACUUGCUAGAGAGGAAUCUGUAGUUGUUCUACCCGGGGAAGCACUUGGAUUGAAGAAUUGGGCAAGAGUAACUUUUGCUGUGGAAAUUUCAGCUCUUGAGGAUGGCCUCGGCAGGAUCAAAGCUUUUUGUUUCAGAAAUGCUAAACAAACAUAAGCCUUUUUUUCGUCAACUUUGACAAAUUGGUUCAAGUCUACCAAAAACCAAAUAAAAAUAGUUGCAUCUCUGGACGUGACAAUUGGCUCCUAAUAACUGUUGCAGUUAAGCCAUCAUAGCUCGAUGAUGGUCUAUACAGGAUAAACUCAUUCUGAUCAAAGGCGUGUCCAUGCCUUUCCAGAUUGUAAAUCCCCUCCCCAUCAUUUGAAAAUUGGUACCUUUAUUUUAUUUUUUUUCUUACAAAGGCAUGCCCAUUGAGAAAAAGUAAGCAGAUUUCAUCUUAUAAGCGAGUGAAAUGUGGUGAUCUGAAGCUGCUCAUUGAACGUCAGGGUCAAUUAUUGAAGCAAAUGUAAUUUAGUACUGUAUUGUGAGAUUUCAUUAGGUUGUUGUAGAUGAUACUCGUACAAUAUCAAGCUGGGCUACAUCCCCAACUUUAUAGCUCGUAUAUACUCUGUUACUGCUUGUAAUACUGCCGUGAAAGUAGGAUCAGUGCUUGUGAAAUAUAUAAAUGUCUUCACUGCA